AUGAGCAACGAGCCGCUUCUCCCCACCUACUCGCCGCAAGCAGCCCGGCCGGCACCACCAGCCGCUGCCGCCGCGAUCAGCAACACCCUCAGCAACGCGUCCAGCCACGCGCUUAGCCACGCGCUUAGUAACGCGUCUAGCGACGCGGCAUCGGAGCACCUGCAAUACGACGACGAAAGCCGCCAUGUCCCCGUGUCUUCCGGCGGCAACGGCGGGGACGUCGCGGUGCCGAUUAACCGUCUCACUAGCGUCGAGUGGGCGGAAAUGGGGGCGCUGGUAGCGGAAACCACGCCGGAGUAUCAGCCAAUCGCGAUGCCGCCAGACCAGCAGCCCGAGCCGCGCGACGACGGGUCGCAGUCAGCGGUCAGUCAACGUCAGGUCGCGGCGGCGCCGCAGGACUCGCGGCGGCGCGGCGGCGCGGCCAAAUACCUCCGCACGAGCCUCUACUCUUUAUUCUUUGGGUCGCGCAUUAAUCUUCUGCUGGUGUUCGUGCCCGUGACGUUUUUCUGCGUGGCGCAUAAUUUACCUUCUAACGUCAUAUUCACAUUCAGCCUGCUCUCGCUAGUCCCGCUUGCGGAGCGGCUCGGCUUUGUAACGGAGCAGCUUGCAUUGUGUACGAACCCGACCCUGGGAGGGCUUCUUAACGCGACGUUCAGUAACGCGCCGGAGCUGAUCAUCGUUAUGGUGGCGCUGCGAAGCGGGCUUGUACGCGUUAUACAGCUCUCCCUUUUAGGGUCCAUUCUGGGGAACCUUCUGCUGUGUCUCGGGAGCGCGUUUCUGGCCGGCGGGAUGGUGCAUCGGAACCUGCGCUUCAACAAGCCAGCGGCGCAGAUGAAUUGCGGCGCUCUCAUGCUCGCGAUGAGCGGGCUGCUCUUCCCGAACCUGCUCCACGCGACGGGCACGGAGCUCCACGAGAACGACUCGGAGCUCGCGCUCUCGCGCCUCGCCGCCGUGCUCAUGCUCGUCGCGUACUUCGCCUACAUCUACUUCCAACUCUUCACACAUAAAGACCUAUUUGAAGGCGGCCCGGACGGCGACGGCGGCGCGGACGGCGACGCGGAGGGGGGAGGGGAGGCGGAGGAGGAGGAGGAGGAGCAUUCGGUGCUGGGGUUUUGGGGCGGCGUGUUUUGGCUCGCGCUGGUGUCGGCGUUAAUUAGUGUGAUUAGUGACUAUUUGGUGAACAGCGUGGAUGGCGCUGCGGAGGAGUGGAACGUGCCUGUAUCGGGGCUGUGCGUGGUGGUGCUGCCGCUCGUUAAUAACGUGACUGGUGAGUCGAUUGGGGGGAAGCAGAGAGAGGAAGGGGGAGAGGGAGGAAGGGAGAGAGGGAGGAAGGGAGAGAGGGAGGAAGGGAGAGAGGGAGGAAGGGAGAGAGGGAGGAAGGGAGAGAGGGAGGAAGGGAGAGAGGGAGGAAGGGAGAGAGGGAGGAAGGGAGAGAGGGAGGAAGGGAGAGAGGGAGGAAGGGAGAGAGGGAGGAAGGGAGAGAGGGAGGAAGGGAGAGAGGGAGGAAGGGAGAGAGGGAGGAAGGGAGAGAGAGGAGGAAGGGAGAGAGGGAGGAAGGGAGAGAGGGAGGAAGGGAGAGAGGGAGGAAGGGAGAGAGGGAGGAAGGGAGAGAGGGAGGAAGGGAGAGGGAGGAAGGGAGAGGGAGGAAGGGAGAGAGGGAGGAAGGGAGAGGGAGGAAGGGAGAGAGGGAGGAAGGGAGAGAGAGAGAGGGAGGAAGGGAGAGGGAGGAGGACGGGAGGUGGGCGGCAUGGAGAGGAGGAGAGAGUUAGAAAGGCACACCUCCGCCAGAGCAUCCGCAGCAAGCUCAACGUGUCCCCUCUCCAUCUCAGUCGGGAGGAAGGGAGAGAGGGAGGAAGGGAGAGAGGGAGGAAGGGAGAGAGGGAGGAAGGGAGAGAGGGAGGAAGGGAGAGAGGGAGGAAGGGAGAGAGGGAGGAAGGGAGAGAGGGAGGAAGGGAGAGAGGGAGGAAGGGAGAGAGGGAGGAAGGGAGAGAGGGAGGAAGGGAGAGAGGGAGGAAGGGAGAGAGGGAGGAAGGGAGAGAGGGAGGAAGGGAGAGAGAGAGGAAGGGAGAGAGGGAGGAAGGGAGAGAGGGAGGAAGGGAGAGAGGGAGGAAGGGAGAGAGGGAGGAAGGGAGAGAGGGAGGAAGGGAGAGAGGGAGGAAGGGAGAGAGGGAGGAAGGGAGAGGGAGGAAGGGAGAGAGGGAGGAAGGGAGAGAGAGAGAGGGAGGAAGGGAGAGGGAGGAGGACGGGAGGUGGGCGGCAUGGAGAGGAGGAGAGAAGCACACCUCCGCCAGAGCAUCCGCAGCAAGCUCAACGUGUCCCCUCUCCAUCUCAGUCGGCUCGUGCAUCCCUCAGAACCUCUCUCAACCCAUUCCCCUCUUCCCCUGCCCACCCCUCGCCCACCACCAGAGCACACAGCACACGUCCGCCAUUCUCUUCGGAAUCCGCAACAAGCUAGACGUCUCGCUCUCCAUCGCGGUCGGGUCGUCCAUCCAGCUGGCCAUGUUCCUCAUCCCGCUCGCCGUCCUCGGCGGGUGGGCAAUGGACGUCCCCAUGGACCUCAACUUCCACCGCUUCGAGACCUGCACGCUCUUCAUCACCGUCCUCGCGACUGUGCUCACGCUGCAUGAGGGCUCGGCGAAUUGGCUCAAGGGAUUCAUGUUCGUGCUCAUGUAUCUCAUUCUUGCCGCGACGUUCUUCAAUCAUAAAGAGGAUUAUUUGGAGCCGCAAGCAGCAGCAGCGGUCGCAGAUGCUGCCGCGGGGGCCGCCGCCGCCGCCGCAGCAGCAGCAGGAGGCGUGCAGACCAUUGCGUCGCCGGUGGUUUUCCGGUGUCCCUCUCUCCCUGGUUCGUCUGGGGGCUUCUGCUCACCUGCCAGUCCCUCCUUGCCUCUCCCUCAAGCUGUUCGUUCUCUCUUCCUCUACUUCAAGACCACCUUUUCCAUCAUUUUCUCUCCCUCUCAAUUUUGCUUCCCCCCUCCCUCCUCCCUGCUUCACCCCUCCCUCCUCCCUGCUUCCCUCCCUCCUCCCAGCUUCCCCCCUCCCUCCUCCCAGCUUCCCCCCUCCCUCCUCCCUGCUUCUCCCCUCCCUCCUCCCAGCUUCCCCCCUCCCUCCUCCCAGCUUCCCCCCUCCCUACUCCCUGCUUCACCCCUCCCUCCUCCCUGCUUCCCCCCUCCCUUCCCCCUUCUUCCCCCCUCCCUUCCCCCUGCUUCCCCCCUCCCUCCUCCCUGCUUCCCCCCUCCCUCCCCCCUGCUUCACCCCUCCAUCCUCCCUGCUUCCCCCCUCCCUCCUCCCUGCUUCCCCCCUCCCUCCCCCCUGCUCCCCCCCUCCCUCCGCCCUGCUUCCCCCCUCCCUCCGCCCUGCUUCCCCCCUCCCUCCCCCCUGCUUCCCCCCUGCCUACUCCCUGCUUCACCCCUCCCUCCGCCCUGCUCCCCCCCUCCCUCCGCCCUGCUCCCCCCCUCCCUCCGCCCUGCUCCCCCCCUCCCUCCGCCUUGCUUCCCCUCUCCCUCCGCCCUGCUCCCCCCCUCCCUCCGCCCUGCUCCCCCCCUCCCUCCGCCUUGCUUCCCCUCUCCCUCCGCCCUGCUUCCCCCCUCCCUCAUAGAGACCUAUCUGGAUUGCAUUCACAUUAGCAAGGAGAAGGGUGGGCGCACGCGCAUGUUUAUGCUUACGGAAGCAUGA
Molecule: messenger RNA, 3672 nt
Organism: Closterium sp. NIES-65
Lineage: Eukaryota; Viridiplantae; Streptophyta; Zygnematophyceae; Desmidiales; Closteriaceae
Source: the annotation of a GenBank genome assembly